AUGUCUUUCUCGGUGAGGGGGGCAGAGGACAGACUGAACACAGAUGAACUGAUCAGCAGAGGGGAUGACACCUCACUGCAAGGCAUGGUGACUAUCACCACAGCUGUAAGAGAAGCAGGAGGAGGAGGUGUGGCAAUGAAAGCGGUGCUCCCGCGACUCAUUGACACCGCUGCCUCCGCCUUCAACCUGGCUUUCUUGGCGGCCACAGAGGCCGCAGCCGCAUCACAAAGACAUUUGUUAUUCACUAGAAAAUGUCAGAAUAAGCCUCUUAUUGUCUCUCAAGAAUGA
Molecule: messenger RNA, 288 nt
Organism: Blastomyces dermatitidis ER-3
Lineage: Eukaryota; Fungi; Ascomycota; Eurotiomycetes; Onygenales; Ajellomycetaceae
Exons: 2
Coding region: 1-288 (95 amino acids)
Source: RefSeq, a predicted model, not a curated record